This is a messenger RNA of Phascolarctos cinereus (koala), 1879 nucleotides long. RefSeq names its product double C2 domain alpha (gene DOC2A). NCBI's taxonomy places the organism in Eukaryota, Metazoa, Chordata, Mammalia, Diprotodontia, Phascolarctidae. Gene Ontology annotation, cellular component: membrane; synapse; extrinsic component of synaptic vesicle membrane. Gene Ontology annotation, biological process: spontaneous neurotransmitter secretion; regulation of calcium ion-dependent exocytosis; exocytosis. The record is from RefSeq and is a predicted model, not a curated record.
CACGCACAGCCGGACUCCUCUCUCUCCACCUCUGGAAUCUCCUCCUGUCUCUGCGUUCCCUGCUGCUACCUCUCCCUGCACCUUCUGAGACUCCCUUUCUGCUGUCCCCCUGGUUCUCAAGCACCUGUUGGACCACAGAGACAGUCGGCAGUCGGGAAGUCCAGUGCCAGGGGAGACGUGUGUGAAUGAGGGGCCGGAGGGGUGACCGGAUGACCAUCAACAUCCAGGAGCACAUGGCCAUCAACGUGUGCCCUGGCCCCAUUCGACCCAUCCGGCAGAUCUCUGACUAUUUUCCUCGGCUAGGGCCUGAGGGUGGCGGGAGUGGAGCAGGCCCCUACCCCCAGCUGUCUCCAGGGACUGGGGCUGCAGCUACACCCAGCCUAACCCCCCUGGCUCUGUCCCCUGGGGCUGGUAUUCGAGGGGCUGGGGCCUCUGAGGAGGGGGCUGAAGUGGACAGCUAUGACUCAGAUGAUACCACUGCCCUGGGUACCCUAGAGUUUGACCUUCUCUAUGAUCAGGCAACUUGCACUCUCCAUUGCAGCAUCCUCAGGGCUAAGGGUCUCAAACCCAUGGACUUCAACGGCCUGGCUGAUCCCUACGUCAAACUACACCUCCUACCAGGGGCGUGCAAGGCCAACAAGCUGAAGACCAAGACUCAGAGGAACACACUGAACCCUGUGUGGAAUGAAGACUUAAUGUACCGGGGGAUUACCGAUGAGGACAUCACCCGAAAGGUGCUCAGGAUCUCUGUUUGUGAUGAGGACAAGUUAAGCCACAAUGAGUUCAUUGGGGAGACCCGGGUACCACUUCGCCGUCUCAAACCUUCCCAGAAGAAGCACUUUAACAUCUGUCUGGAGCGACAGGUCCCGUUGGCAUCACCUUCUUCCAUGACAGCUGCUCUGAGAGGUAUUUCCUGUUACCUGAAAGAGCUGGAGAGAGCAGAGCAGGGCCAAGGCCUGCUGGAGGAGCGGGGACGAAUCCUGCUCAGGCUCACCUAUAGCUCUCAGCGCCAAGGGCUGCUUGUGGGUAUUGUUCGAUGCGCCCAUCUCGCAGCCAUGGAUGUCAACGGCUACUCAGACCCCUAUGUCAAGACGUACCUGAGGCCAGAUGUUGAGAAGAAAUCAAAGCACAAAACAUCAGUGAAGAAGAAAACUCUGAAUCCUGAGUUUAAUGAGGAAUUCUUCUACGAGAUGGAGCUCCCGGCUCUGGCCACGAAGACCUUAGAGGUCACUGUCUGGGACUACGACAUUGGCAAAUCUAAUGACUUCAUUGGUGGAGUGUCCUUGGGUCCCAAUUCACGGGGAGAGGCUCUGAAGCACUGGGGGGACUGUCUUCGGCAACCAGAUGCGACCCUGGAACGUUGGCAUACCCUGACCAGCGAACUGCCCCCUGCUGCUGCCUCCUUCUCCGCCUAGGACCCCAGUCAACCAGCCCCAUGACACAGGCUACUUCCUAACAGAGGAAGCAAGAGAACAUGGGAAACCAGGGGCUUCAGUUGGGUGCCUUCUCCUCUUCACUCCUGGAAAGGGAAGAGGGUGGAAGGGGUGGGAAGAAGGAAUCCAAACUCUCUAUCAUCUCAAUGGGCUCAGGAAAAGACAGAAAAGUCCACCUGUUUCAGCCCUGGGAAGAGAAGGGAACUUGGUACCCAGGCUGUUUUCCAGAAAAAGGCCCUUAAGAACCUUAGCAAGAGUGGGAGAAAAGGGGGGGCAAGGAAGAGCCCCUUCUUGGGGGGGGGAACCACAGGGCCAUGUGAUUGUCACUCAACUUCGCACGAGUGUGUUGCACGUUUACAUGAGGAUGGGUGUGGGAGAAGUUUCUCCCUCUCCCCCCUCAACACUUCUUGUCUUAUUUUGUGAGAUUCACUUUGUUACUGUGGGGA